ACCUUAAUGAGAGUCGAUAUUGAAGUUUGAAAUCCAAUUAGUGGGUAAGAUGGGCAAAAAUAAUACCACUUUUGUGCCUACUUUCUUCAUUGUUAUAAUGUUUCUUUAUUCCUCUCAGGUUUCAACUGCGUUUUGCAUCAAACAAGAGAGAGAAUUGCUACUUAAGCUUAAGGCAAGUUUCAUUGAUUCUUCUAAUCGCCUGGCUUCUUGGAAAGGAAUUGAUUGUUGCAGUUGGGAAGGAGUGGGGUGUGAUGAUACUAAUGGCGGUCACGUCGUCAAGCUUGAUCUUCGAAAUUAUGAGUAUUCCUCAUCCUCUGUUUUACUUAGCAAUGGUGUGGACUCUAGUUUGUUUGAGUUGAAAUAUUUGAAUUACUUGGAUUUAAGUGCGAAUUUUUUCAACUAUACUAAAAUUCCUAUCUAUUUAACGCAGCUUCCUGAGUUAAGAUAUCUUAAUCUAUCUCUUACUUACUUUCAUGGAACAAUUCCACCUUUUCUUGGAAAUCUAUCUAAAGUGAUUUAUCUUGAUUUGAACAACAAUGAGUAUUUGGAUGGCCCGGAUUAUUUAUAUCAAGGAGAGUUAUUUAUUGAUGGCCUUGAAUGGCUUUCAAGUCUUUCAUCUUUGGAAUACCUUGACUUGAGUGGUGCAAAAGCAAUUCAAAGUAAGUUAGGAUUAGAUUUCAUGCAAGUGUUAAAUACUCUCCCUUCUUCUUUAGUUUCAUUAAAAUUGAGUUUUUGUGGACUUCAAAACACCCAUUAUAUUCAUGCUCCAUUAAAUUCUUCAUUUCUCUCCAAACUUCAACAUCUAGAUUUGUCUUAUAAUAUGUUUGAUGGUCCAAUUCCUAGUUUUCUUCAAAACAUGACGUCCCUAGGAUUCCUAAACCUUUAUGGUAAUGAAUAUAAUUCUUCAAUUCCAUCUUGGUUAAGCAAUCUUUUGAAUCUCGAUACUUUGAAGCUGGGAGGCAACUUGUUUAGUAGCAUCGAAGGUGGUUUGUCCUUAAUGGUUAGAAACAAUUGCCACCUGAAAACUCUUGAUUUAUCAUUUAACCAUUUCCUUGGUGAUGAUGUUUUCGGAAGUUAUGAAAAUUUAUCUGCAGGUUGUGAAGAGUAUGGUUUAGAAAGUCUUAGACUAAAAAACAUGAAAUUUGGGAUCCAUAAAAUUCCAAGUUGGUUGGGAGAAUUAAAGAACUUGAAGUCUCUUUAUCUUCAAAAUUGUUCACUUUAUGGCCUAAUUCCUUCUUCAUUUGGAAAUUUAUCUCGCCUUAAGAACUUGGAUAUUUCUUAUAAUAUGCUUAGUGGGGGAAUUCCAGUCUCAUUUGGGAACUUAUCGAACUUAAUGACCUUGGAUCUGAGAGAAAAUAAUUUCGAUGGUACCAUUCCGAAAAGUUUUGGACAACUUCGAAAUCUCGAAAGGUUUGAUUUUUCUAAGAAUCCUCUUAGAGGUGUUAUAACAGAAAUUCACUUUGCUAAUCUCUCACAGUUGAAGUGGGUAAUUAUGAAUGGAAAUCACCUUCUAUCUUUUGAAAUAAAACAUGAUUGGGUACCUCCUUUCCAAUUGCAGUAUUUUUCUGUGAGAUCAACUAAGGGUUUUGGAUCAAGUGGAUUUCCACGAUGGUUGUUAACACAAAACGGAUCAGCUUUAUAUUUAGAUUUGUCCAACACCAGUAUUUCAGGGCCUAUACCAACAUGGCUAAUCUUUCAAAAUUUCAUUUAUUUAGACAUUUCCAACAAUCAAAUAAGUGGACCACUCCCAAAAAGCAUUGGCGACCAAAUUCCCAAUAUGUUUGCAUUUUAUGCUUCCAACAUGCAUAUCAUUGGUUCUUUGCCACGAUCUGUUUGUAGAUGGAGGAAUCUAAUAUUUUUGGGACUUUCAAAUAAUGAAUUAUCAGGGACAAUUCCUGGUUGUCUGUUGACACAAAACUUGACAAAUUUUGAUUUGUCGUCAAACAAGUUUUCGGGGAAUUUUUCCAAUUCAUUGGAGAAUCUUUCUAGACUUGAACUAAUGAACUUGGCAAACAAUAAGCUUGAGGGAGAGCCAUUAAUUGCCAUCAGAAGUUGCAAAUCCUUGUCUAUUUUGGAUCUUGAAGGAAACAAAUUCUCUGAUAACAAAUUAGAAGGAAACAUCCCACCAAUUUGGGCAAAUUUCAGUGCAACCAAAAGUAACCAAUUAACUGAGUCCGGUUUGGUAUGUGACAGUUCAGAGGAUCCAUUUGCAAUUUGUUAUGUAAGCUAUGUUAGACAAGUCACAAAAUCAAGUAGUCGAAACUACUCGUAUUUACAAUUAUAUUCAAUGGUGAAUGUAGACCUCUCAAAUAACAACUUAUAUGGUAGUAUUCCAAGUGAAAUAGCCACAAUAACAGACUUGUUCAACUUAAAUUUGUCGCAUAAUCAUCUGUCGGGGACAAUUCCUGUGGAGUUUGGAAGAUCACUAGCAUUGGAAUCUCUUGACCUCUCUUUCAAUCAACUCUCAGGAUCAAUUCCAAAUAGCAUGUUAAGCUUAAGUUCACUAGGCGUGUUGAAGUUGUCCAACAACAAUUUCUCUGGACGCAUUCCUCGAGAAGGUCAUCUUUCAACCUUCAAUGAUCCAUCGAGUUAUGAAGGUAAUCCAUAUCUUUGUGGAGAUCCACUCUCUGUUUUAUGCCUAGAUACAAAUUCCGACAAGCCUUCAAUUGAAAUCGACAAUUUUAAUAGUGAUAGUCAUGAAGAAGAUAAGUUGGAGAAAAUGUGGUUUUGGAUUAUUGUGAUGCUUGGAUUUGCUUUGGGAUUUUGGGGAGUUGUUGGACCUUUAAUAUUAAAGAGAAGUUGGAGGCAUGCUUAUUUCCAAUUUAUGGAUGAGACCAAAGACAAGAUCUAUGUUGCAAUAUUGGUCAAUAUGAAAAGGUUGAAAAAAUCAAUGGGAAGAAACAACGUGUUGUAAUUAAUUUAUGUUCAUGUAAUAAUUUUGUUCUACUUUGAUCCAUUGAGUCCAUCGAUUGGAUCAAAGAACUGUCUUUUUUCCUUUUUACGACACGUAUUAAUAAUUUUGUGGUCAAUUGAAAUAUGUAUUGCCUAAUAGUUUAUGCAAAACUCCUUCCCUUCCAA
Messenger RNA from Benincasa hispida (wax gourd), 3078 nucleotides. Lineage: Eukaryota; Viridiplantae; Streptophyta; Magnoliopsida; Cucurbitales; Cucurbitaceae. The record is from RefSeq and is a predicted model, not a curated record.